GUGGGAUAGUAUCGCCAUUCAAAUGCUGAAGGAUGCGGUGGAUGAGGGUGGUAAGAGGAGGGCGGAGGCUAUUGCUGUGGUUAUGCAGGAGGGUGUCGCUCAUAUCUGCUUCAUCGGGCAGUUUCAGACUGUUCUCAAGCAGAAGGUGGAGAUGUCUGUGCCGCGAAAGCGACAAGGUAGUAGUGAUCAUGAUAAGGGGUUGACCAAGUUCUACCAAACCACUCUGGACACACUCCUCCGGCAAAUGGAGUUCAACACGAGCGCGACGUCUCAGACGAGCAACGAGCCCGUGCGGCCGAUCCUGCUCGCAUCCCCCGGGUUCGUCGCAGCCGGGUUCCAGAAACACAUCCAGUCGGCUGCAGCGACGACGACACCGGCGCUGAGACGCCUCGUCCCCAGCCUAGUGGUGGUACACUCGGCGUCAGGAUAUCUGCACUCCCUGACCGAAGUGCUGCAGUCACCGGCGGUGAAGAGCAUCCUAGCGGACACCAAGUACGCGCGCGAGACAAAGCUGAUGGACGAGUUCCAGGAGCAGCUGCGCAAGGAGACGAAUCGGGCGACGUACGGGCCGCGGGAGGUUGAGUCGGCUGUGGACCAGGGCGCCGUGGGUCGCGGGGGCGGCGUGCUGAUCGUCUCCAACCGUCUGUUCCGGUCUCAGGACGUGGCGGAGCGCAAACGGUGGGUGUCGUUGGUGGAUCGCGUGCGCGACGUCGAGGGAGGCGAGGUCCGAGUGUUGAGUUCGGAUCACGAGAGCGGUCGUCGAUUGGAUAGCUUGGGAGGCGUCGCGGCCUUGUGUACGUUCCCCGUUAUGGACGAGGAUCUUGACUCGGAGGAGGACAGUUGAGUCUGCAUUGGAAUUACAUCAUACCCAGUAACGUUGGCUGUACAGUUCAAAACGAUGACGAAGAUCAUGAGUCAAAAUCCCUCGAUCUAUCAGGACACCCAAUGGUAGCUUGACAUUUAAGCCUGUAUGCGCUCACUUCGGAUGCGCCUUGUCUAGAGUGUCUCACUCGAGCAUAUGCAAUUAUACCUUUGUUUAGGCUGUUAUGGAUCCUGCACAUACAUGAAUGAAUAGACAGGUAGGAAGGGAGACGGAACAAGCCCAACCAGGAGAAAACAAAACAAAGACACGA
Aspergillus campestris IBT 28561 is the source of this 1133-nucleotide messenger RNA. RefSeq names its product putative translation factor pelota. The coding region runs from base 23 to 844 and encodes 273 amino acids. The record is from RefSeq and is a predicted model, not a curated record. Gene Ontology annotation, cellular component: cytoplasm. Lineage: Eukaryota; Fungi; Ascomycota; Eurotiomycetes; Eurotiales; Aspergillaceae. Gene Ontology annotation, biological process: nonfunctional rRNA decay; nuclear-transcribed mRNA catabolic process, no-go decay; RNA surveillance. The transcript has 2 exons.